Messenger RNA from Naumovozyma dairenensis CBS 421, 927 nucleotides. It is a transcript of the gene DST1, whose product is annotated as transcription elongation factor DST1. Gene Ontology annotation, cellular component: nucleus. Gene Ontology annotation, biological process: transcription elongation by RNA polymerase I; regulation of mRNA 3'-end processing; transcription antitermination. The record is from RefSeq and is a predicted model, not a curated record. Gene Ontology annotation, molecular function: RNA polymerase II transcription regulatory region sequence-specific DNA binding; zinc ion binding. The transcript has a single exon. NCBI's taxonomy places the organism in Eukaryota, Fungi, Ascomycota, Saccharomycetes, Saccharomycetales, Saccharomycetaceae. Bases 1 to 927 code for a protein of 308 amino acids.
AUGAAGCCGAUGGAAGCCAAAGAAGUCGCAGUCCUGGUGAAAAAUCUGGAGAAGUCGAAACACAAUGACAGUACAGUACUGGAAAUUUUGCUAAAAUUGAAUCGAGAGGUUGUUCCUACGGAAAAACUUUUAAGAGAAACGAAAGUUGGUGUGGAGGUUAACAAAUUCAAGAAAUCUAGCAAUGAACAAAUUGCGAAAGUUGUGAAAAAGAUGAUUUCAUCUUGGAAAGAUACCAUUAAUAAGAAUAAGAAAUUAAGGCUACAACAGCAAAAGGAAGCUGAAGCAGCAAAAUUGAACUCGAAUCAAAACGGGUCCAAUACAACUACUCAAGUUCCGGAUUCUAAUUUAUCAUCUCCACAGAAACAAAAUAGAUACGUAUCAACGAAACCUAGAAAUAGUAAAAAUGAUGGUGUCAAUACUACGAUAUACGGAGUCAAGUUACGUGAUUCAGUGAUAAGAGCGUUAUAUGAUGCAUUAGCUAAGGGAAGUGAGCAUCCACCAAAUUCUAUUCUACAUACAGUGAAAUCUAUUGAAUCAGAAAUGUUUAAAUUAAAUAAUUGUACGGAAAAUGAAAAAGCUUAUAAAGAAAAAUAUAGAAUCAUUUACUCUAACAUUAUUUCGAAGAACAACGCUGAUUUGAAAAAUAAAAUCGCAAAUAAUGACAUAUCGCCCGAAUACCUAGUUACAUGUGAUCCAAAGGAACUAGCUCCUGAACAUUUGAAGCAAAAAUUAGAAGAGAUCAAGAAACAAAAUUUAUUUAACGCUCAAGGUGCUACUAUUGAAAGAUCUGUCACGGAUAGAUUCACUUGUGGUAAAUGUAAAGAGAAGAAGGUAUCAUAUUAUCAAUUGCAAACAAGGUCCGCUGAUGAACCGUUAACUACAUUCUGUACAUGUGAAGCAUGUGGGAAUAGAUGGAAGUUCUCUUAA